GCAAGAAACUAACCACCAGGGCUUGUGUGUUACUCCGAAAUAUCAUCUCCGCUGAUUCGAGGAAAUGCGGAGAGCGACUGAUCCAGAUUCUGGCUGGGUUACAACGAGGAACAGCGGUGAAUAAGAUGAGUCCCAUCUGGAAGAGGGAAAGAAAAAAAAGGUGGUGAAGAUAAGUCUCACUCCUCAGAGGUUUCACAACAUGGACCCUGAACACCAGGAAUGAGAAUGACCUCCUUCUUCUUUGCCGAUGUUGCUGGAAGCAUGGAUGAAAUAUGAAUUUCCUCAGAAAAAUCAACCGGGUCCUCCUGGUGCUGCUGGUGCUGAUGGUGUGUCUCCUCCUGCACAGUACAGUGCUCAGAAAGUCCACUCGGCCCAAUCUCUCAGAUCACCGGAAGGGCCUUGCAAGCGCAGGACGGGUUCCCUCAGUGAAAGAGCCAGAGGCGUAUCAUGUUAUUCCUGUUGUAAUAUGUGCGUCGGAGGAGCGCGUCGGUGCAACCAUGGCGGUCAUCAAUAGCGUCUACAGCAACACAGAUGCCAGUCUGUUCUUCUACAUUGUCACUCUACGCGAUGCCAUCAGACUGACGAGACAGUACAUAGUGAAGACUAAACUGAAAGGUAUCAAAUACAAGAUAUUGGAAUUCAACCCCAUGGUUCUGAAAGGAAAAGUGAAGCCAGAUUCGUCUAGACCCGAACUGUUACAUCCGCUCAACUUUGUGCGCUUUUACCUGUCCAUGCUUGACAUCAAGCAUAAGAGGGUGAUCUACUUAGACGAUGAUGUCAUUGUGCAGGGAGACAUCAAGGAUCUGUUUGAUAUGAAACUGAAGCCGGGUCACGCUGCUGCUUUCUCCACUGACUGCAACCUGCCGUCCACACAUGAGAUGGUGGAAAGCAUCGGCAUGCAGACAACUUACAUGGGCUUCCUGGACUAUAGGAGGCAGGAAGUGAGAGACCUGGGCAUUGACCCCAGAGAAUGCUCUUUCAACCCUGGAGUUUUUGUGGCAGAUGUCACCGAAUGGAAGAAACAGAAGAUCACCAAGCAGUUGGAGAAAUGGAUGGAGGAGAACGUCAGGCACAACAUAUACAGCAGUGCAAUGGCUGGAGGCGUGGCGACCCCACCCAUGCUUAUAGUGUUUCAUGACAAAUACACAACACUGGACCCGUUGUGGCACGUCAGACACAUGGGCUGGAGUCCAGACGCCCACUAUUCAGAGAACUUCCUACAGGGGGCGCACCUGCUGCACUGGAACGGUCCUUUUAAACCAUGGCAUUAUCCUGCUGUUCACCUGGAUCUGUGGGAGAGGUGGUUUAUCCCAGACCCCUCCAGGAAGUUCUCCUUGGUACGACCCAAGAGUCACCACUGAGGCCCUUGGACACUCCUGUCUCAUGACAAAUACACAAAUGAUAAAUACACAAAAUUUGACUAUUCUGUUAUCUGCAUCAAGGGAACUUAGGGCAAUAGGUCUGUAACCAUUCAGAUUCAAUGGGUCUUUCCCUGGUUUUAUGGCUUUGCUACAGUUGAUUUUCCAGCAGGGAACAUUCUUGGUAAUUUUAGGGAUGGUUUCCCCAUCAGACCGAAUUAUUUCAUGAACUAAUUCAUCAUUAAAUAUAUUUACAUCCAUUUGAUAACCUUCUUCAAUUCCCCCACAUCUCGUUGCACUUUGUAAGCAUCCCAAUUAGCUCUUUCCGACUUCCAUCUAAUCUCCCCUCUCCUAAUAUAGUUUUUCCCCAACUUUAGUCACUACAGGGUAAUGGUCGCUGCCCAUUGUAGUAUGUUUUAGCACACUCCAUGUGCUUACACCUGCUAAAGUACUACUUACAAAUGUUAGGUCAAGUGCUUCUUAUGUAUUUUGAUUACUAUUAUAUUGUGUUCCUUCCCCAUUAUUAAUACACACGAUAUAAUAAAUUAUUACUAUAAAUUCUUCUACCCCUACACCAUUUGCAUCUGUGCUCUUGCUCCCCCAAAGUGAAUUAUGUGAAUUGAAAUCCCCACACCAUAUUGUUUUGUACUGCUCCCGCUACGCGACCCGCGUUUUUAAUGGGUCUUUGCAUGGGAAAAUAAAAAUUUGAAUAAAAAAUAAAAAAUCC
This is a messenger RNA of Pungitius pungitius (ninespine stickleback), 2085 nucleotides long. RefSeq names its product glycosyltransferase 8 domain containing 2 (gene glt8d2). The coding region runs from base 273 to 1361 and encodes 362 amino acids. The record is from RefSeq and is a predicted model, not a curated record. Gene Ontology annotation, molecular function: glycosyltransferase activity. The transcript is spliced from 10 exons. NCBI's taxonomy places the organism in Eukaryota, Metazoa, Chordata, Actinopteri, Perciformes, Gasterosteidae. Gene Ontology annotation, cellular component: Golgi apparatus.